UGGAGGGCCGCUGUCGCCCGCAGCGUAUUUGGGCGUGAUGCCAGCUGACGGCCACGCGAGAACGGCGAGCGCUUGGGAUUGUCUUUUCGGCGGUGUCACGGAAUGCGCAGCCGACCCAGGCGAUAGUCUGUGAAGUGCACUGCAGCUGUUUUAGGUGCAGGGAUUGCUGAAGCUUUGAAGAGGAAGAGUUUAAAAAAGCUGAUCAAAGUUCUGACAGAAAUGAUUUUCUCCUGGAAUUUCCCCUGGAAUUUCGUUGUCAUUGACAGAUCUGCAGAAGACACUCAGAUUUAGACAACUGGAAACUUGGAGAUAAACCUGUUAUCUUAUGUGUUCUAAGGUGCUAAAGGUGUAACUUGGUUUUGAACAUGCAUCAUGUAAGAUACAGGUGUUGUUCAGCAUGCAGAGCCAUGCACGAGUCACUUCAGAUUCCAAGAGUGGGAUAGUUGUUCUUUGUGACAGCACAUACAGCAAGGAUCAAAGUUGUCAGUUGCACAGAUACAGAUUCUCAACAGUUAUCCAAUGACUUCCUAUAGUCCUGCUAAAGCAGAGGAAGAUUGACAUCUCAUAUAAGGGGUUUUUAAUUAAUCUGAUUUUAACAUACUGUGGUUAAGAAGAAAAAUGUUUAUUUUUCAGUCAGUAGGUUAUAUUUCUUAGUUGCUGUGGAAACUGAUGGACAGAUCAAUGCCUUUUCAUCAACUUUUGUACAUCAGCAUUCUGUCGACAGCUUGUUGGAGCUUGCCUGAAAGAUUCAUGGGAGGGCCACCUCACAGCCUACAAAUGGAAUCUUGGAAUUUUCAACACAUUUUGACCUGGCAGGCAAAAAUUAACCCAACUGUGCCAACAUACUAUCGUGUGCUGUACCGUGACCACAGGAACUGGUAUACUGCAAAACAGUGUUCGAAUAUUACACAACUCUCUUGCAGUCUGACAGAUGAUUUUAAAGACGUUCACACUCAGUAUUCGGCAUUGGUUCAGAGCUUCAUAGGAACUAAAGCAUACAAUUCCUCUCGACUUACUUUUUUGCCAUACACUGACACAUACCUUGGACCACCAGAAGUUAAUAUCAGUUCCUGUUUAAACUGCAUAAAUGUCACCGUAAAACUGCCAACCUCUCACUUGAGAAAAAAUGGAAAGCUACAGUCUUUAAUUGAUAUAUAUGAAGAGCUUGAUUAUGAUAUAACACUGAAAACACUUGAUGGAGAUCAUAAGACGCCACGUGAGAGAACCACUGCAGAAAUCUUUAAUACUGUCAUUGAAGAAUUGUAUCCAAGUAGAAAUUACUGUGUGUCUGUCAUGGUCACUGCAUCUCUAAACAAGCAUUCCAUCCCAUCCACCUGGAAGUGUGUAACUGCAGACUCUGCAGCUCAACAAGAUUAUCAUACAGCUGUAAUUGCAAGUGCUGUAUGCAUCUCGCUGUUGUUAGUUGGUGCCCUGAAGUGUUUGCAUGUGGGAGGUUACAUUCUUCAAAAACACUCACUUCCACGUACCUUGUUCACUUUGUUAUUUCAGGUAUUCAUCAGAACAUCACCUAAUUCAUUUUGGCCAUUUGGACAUGAAGAAAUAGCCUCUGUAGAGAUCCUUUACAAAGAGAUUAGAAAAAAGACAAAUGAAUCCAGUGGUUGUGUGAGUGAUGAAGAUAACAGCGAUGACAGCGAUGCUACAAGUAAUCAUGACUAUACAAGGCGUGAGAUGAUCAGCAGAAUACCUCAGUCCUCCGACACAUCAAAGCUGCACAUGGAGUACUGUACAAAGAGUAACUGUGCAGAUGACAGCAGCAGCCAGGCAAGUGAAAAUCCAGGCACUGACUCGGAAAAUUCUGAAGAGCAUGAGGUGGAUAUUGAAGAAAAUGACGCAAGUAGUGAGUUGCUAAAUACUUUCUCUGAGAGGAAUUGUAGCUAUUUAGCUAGGCGAAGGAACAGUGCUUGCUUUACCAUUAAGUUAAACACUGUGCAAUUGGGAAACCCUGAAGAGGAUGUGGAUAGUUCUGCAGCUCUUCUUUCUUCCCAAGAAGAUGCAUUUGACUGGCAGCACACUCAAGGUUUUGAAGUAAAACUCCUGGAUAACACAGAAGACAUGCAGAAACGACACUGUCCUAACGGCUCUCAUGAAUGGCAGAAAUCUUCUUGUUCUUCCGGUGAAAGCGACUCAUCAGAUUCAGAUAUGGACCAAAAUACUGAAUACAUUAGAAGAUGAAUACGUAAGAACCACUAUUAUUUUAUAACGUAUGGAUCAAUAGUGACCAACUUCAGCUGCUGGACUAAACAUUUUCUUAAACACAAGAAAAAAAACUUCUUUGCUGUGAGGGAGAGGGAGCCCUGGCAGAGGCUGCCCAGGGAGGGUGUGGAGUCUCCUUCUCUGGAGGUUUCUAAAGGUGCCUGAACACGUUCCUGUGUGACCCAAUUGAGGUGAACCUGCUUUAGCAGGGUGUUGGACUGGAUGAUCUCUAGAGGUCUUUUCCAACCCCGACCACACUGUGGUUCUGUGAUCUUAUAUUUUUCUUGACAUUCUGUGAGUGUAUGCCUGAACACUGAAAAUAUGCAACACUCAUUUUUAGCAAGUAUUUCUCUUAUCUCCAAGUUGCUCCAGCUAUGAUUCAGGUUGGAUUAUCCAUAGAGAAACAAAAAUGACUGUUCAGGUGCAGCAGAAAGAGUAGUUGUUUCAUUUUGCAAUUUGAUUGUGAAGUGUAUGUUACAAAGUAAAUAUUUUCUGUAACUCAAACGAAAAGUUGGUUGGCAGUACAGGGAGGUAUCAGUAACUGCUUAAUCAGACCACUUUUUAAUAUUUUUUUAAUUAUUAUUCUUUCUCUCUGAUGAUGGAUUAUUUUAAGAAUGUUUUUUUUCUGGAUGGAUUGCUGUCUUCCAGUCAGUGAACUGAUUUCUACAUUUGAGCAGAGAAAGCUGAUCAAAUGAAAUAACGGGACAGAGAUAAGAGUAGUCAGCAUAUGAGAGUUCUCCUUACUGUGAAUCAAGGCAUCAGAUACACCUUUUUGUAUUUUUUUUAAAAUGUAACUUUAUGCAGUUAUUGAAUACUGCACUUCUUUUUAAAAAAUCUUUUUUACAUUUAAAAGCUAUAACAGUGUACAGUUGCACUUUAACAUAUGCGCUUCAUAAAGAGAAAUGUUUUCAUAUCCGUCUGAAUUGUUA
Colius striatus (speckled mousebird) is the source of this 3143-nucleotide messenger RNA. RefSeq names its product interferon alpha and beta receptor subunit 2 (gene IFNAR2). Bases 670 to 2193 code for a protein of 507 amino acids. NCBI's taxonomy places the organism in Eukaryota, Metazoa, Chordata, Aves, Coliiformes, Coliidae. The record is from RefSeq and is a predicted model, not a curated record. The transcript has 11 exons. Gene Ontology annotation, molecular function: interleukin-22 receptor activity; protein binding.